Messenger RNA from Leptidea sinapis, 1104 nucleotides. Its product is annotated as retinol dehydrogenase 11-like. The transcript has a single exon. Bases 1 to 978 code for a protein of 325 amino acids. The record is from RefSeq and is a predicted model, not a curated record. NCBI's taxonomy places the organism in Eukaryota, Metazoa, Arthropoda, Insecta, Lepidoptera, Pieridae.
AUGAUUUUAAUUAUCCUAGCCCUUGCGUUUCUUAUCUUUUGUGUUUACCAAAAGACAAGCAAUGCUAUGUGUAAAUCUAACAAAAACCUUAACGGGCGAACGGCUAUAGUGACUGGUGGAACUGCAGGACUUGGCUUUGAAAAAGCGAAAGAUUUCGCCGUGCGAGGUGCCAAAGUAAUAAUUGCGUGUCCAUUUGCAGAAGAAGGCAUGACAGCGGAAAGGGAGAUCCGUAAGCAAACAGGAAACUGCAAUGUAAUUUUCAAGCUCCUCGAUUUGUCUUCCUUGAAAUCUAUUCGUGAAUUUGCUAGCAAUAUAAUUAAAAAUGAAGAGAGAUUAGAUAUUUUAGUCAAUAACGCAGGGGUUGGUAUUCCCGUUGAUUGUGUCACAAAAGACGGCAUGCAUUUUAUCAUGCAGGUAAAUUACUACGGUCAUUUCUUGCUGACGAUUCUUCUGCUACCGUUACUGAAAACAUCGAGUUCUACCGAGGAGCCAGCUAGAAUUGUGAAUAUGUCAUCGUUUCUUCACAGGUAUGCAAGUUCCGAUAUAGAUAAUUAUAAUCGUUCCAGUUAUUGGUGGAAGUUGAGGGUAUAUUGUAACAGCAAGUUCAGUUUUGUGCUGUUUAGUCGAGAAUUAAGUCGAAGAUUGAAAGGAAGCAAUGUUGUCAUCAACUGUUCUGAUCCAGGAUUGAGCGCAACAAGAAUACACAAACUACAUGAACAGUUAACCUUAAGGUUAAUCACGGAGAUCUAUAUAUACUUCUUGUACGUUUUCUUCAAAACUCCGCGGGAAGGUGCCCAAAGUGCAAUUUAUGCGGCCGUUGAAGACGCUGGUACAGUGAGUGGUCUAUAUUUUGCAAACUGUGAUCAAAUCAAACCGUCUUCUCUGGCAAAUGACAAUUACUUAGUCAAAAAGUUAUGGGAGCAAUCUGUUAACCUUGUCAAAUUAAACGAUGACGAAUUGAACAGAGGUUUCAAAUAGAUCUUAAUAUUUUUUCGUCAGUUGAUUCCAUGUAUAUAUACCGUGAAUGUUAUAUAGAAUUUAUACAUGACAAUUUCCCUUGAUUUUAAAUAGAUAGAUACUAUCACUAUUAAAAUAUUUUACUUA